AUGGAUCAAUGGGGCCAGACCUAUCCUGACCAGGCCGGGUCUUCGAGGAGAUAUAACGGCAACCCCCCACCAUCUCAAGCGCAGCUGGCGCGCGACUACAACGGCAAUACACAAGCUCAAGCUCAAGCUCAAGCUCAACCUCCUGCUGGCUUCACCUACGAGCAGUACCAGGGUGGAAUCGGCGCACAUUCUCACUCAUCCACUACUUCUCCUGCGGCGACUCCACACAUGAGAGACGGAAACGGUGAUGUUGCGAUGCAAGAUGUCGGUGGCAUGAAGUACCCGAUGCGGCCCCUUCACCAACAACACCUUUCUGGCAGCCGAUUACCUUCACACCACUCGCCUCAAGAACCGUCUGCCGCUGCUCAAAGAUAUUCUCCCAUGGAGACGUUGUCCCCGAGUUCGCCAUAUGGUGCACCACAACAAGGCCAAAAUCAGUACGGGUCACGCCAAUCACCAACAAGACCUGGAAAUUACUCCUCUCCAAACUCGUAUUACGCCAAUCGCCAGCAGCCACAACAAUUACCUCCUAUUACACCCUACUCCUCGAACAAUGAUAGCUACCCCACCUCUGCUACCCAACAAUUGAAUGCUGUCUUUGGCAAUGAUCCAAAAUCUCCUCGGCGGCCGAUGCCGCCAGCUGCCACUGGCCCUCCAGGUCGAGGACCUGUACCUGAGUUCACAAAACUCCGUUCUGUGUCUGAUUUACAACCCAAGAUCAAUGCGCAGCCAGCUUUCCGUAGAGCAAACCCAGAAGGUGGAUUCAUAAGUCCACUACAAGCUCUCACGAGCCAUCUCCCGUCGACCUACCGUAUCUGCAAUCCCAGUUUCAAAUAUGAAUCUUCUCGAAAUCCUCGCCGAGUCCUCACGAAGCCGAGCAAGGGUGUGAAAAAUGAUGGAUUUGAUAACGAGGAUAGUGACUAUAUACUUUAUGUGAAUGACAUUCUCGGGUCGGAGGAGACUGGUCAUAAGAACCGGUACCUUAUUCUUGAUGUCCUUGGGCAGGGAACCUUCGGUCAAGUAGUCAAGUGCCAGAACUUGAAGACACAGGAAGUUGUUGCAGUGAAAGUUGUCAAGAACAGAACGGCAUAUUUCAAUCAGAGUAUGAUGGAAGUGUCAGUCCUGGACCUGCUAAACACGAAGCUUGAUAAGAACGACGACCAUCAUAUCCUUCGUCUGAAGGAUACAUUCAUCCAUAGACAACAUCUCUGCUUGGUAUUCGAGCUGCUGAGCGUCAACCUCUACGAAUUGAUCAAACAGAACCAGUUCAGAGGGUUGAGCACAACGCUUGUACGGGUCUUUGCACAACAGCUUCUCAACGGGCUCAGUCUGUUGAACAAAGCUCGUCUGAUUCAUUGCGAUCUCAAACCAGAGAACAUUUUACUGAAGAACCUGGAAAGCCCAAUCAUUAAGAUCAUUGACUUUGGCUCAGCAUGCGACGAGCGGCAGACUGUUUACACCUACAUUCAGUCUCGAUUCUACAGAUCGCCAGAGGUGCUUCUUGGCUUGCCAUACUCAUCGGCUAUUGAUAUGUGGUCAUUGGGUUGUAUCGUCGUCGAAUUGUUCCUCGGGCUGCCCCUUUUCCCUGGUUCUUCGGAAUACAACCAGGUAUCUCGCAUAGUCGAGAUGCUUGGCAAUCCACCCAAUUGGAUGCUCGAAAUGGGCAAGCAAUCAGGAGAGUUUUUCGAGAAGAGGCAUGAUGUUGAUGAUUAUGGACGGCGGACGUACCACUUGAAAAGCAUGGAGCAGUAUUCUCGCGAACAUGGGACUAAAGAGCAGCCAAGCAAGAAAUACUUCCAGGCCACGACAUUACCAGAGAUCAUUCGAUCGUAUGCUAUGCCUAGGAAAAAUAUGAAGCAGAGCGAGAUCGAUCGCGAAAUGAACAAUCGAGUUGCGUUCAUCGAUUUUGUACGGGGAUUGCUUAAUAUCAAUCCGCUGGAACGUUGGUCACCACAGCAAGCAAAACUGCAUCCUUUCAUAACGCAACAAAAGUACACAGGUCCAUUCGUCCCGCCUAUGAAUCUCAAGUCUAGCUCAAUCAACCGAUCACCUGCACCGGGUACCCAACAACAGCAACAGGCCGAGGCGCUGAGCAAACAAAGAGCUCAGGCCGCUCAAGCACAGGUACAGGCCCAAGCCCAUACCACCCCAGUCCACCCAGCACAGACUCCUUAUUCGACUGGUGUACCUAUUGGCCAGUACCCACAAGCCAGUCCGGCCCAGCAGCCUCCAAUGUAUUCAAACACAAAUAUGUACUCGCCAAACACCACCAUGCAGGGGCCGCCGCCACCAUAUCCAGCCCAGCAGCAGCAACAACAACAGCAGCAGCAGCAGGCCGGUCCUUACAACCAGAUGGGAAUGAUGUCACAAGGUCCUCCACAAAUGGCCCCUGCUCAAUACACACAAGGUCCGCCACAACAUCAGCAACAACAGAGUCAACAGAGUCUCUAUGCACAACAAGCUGCCGUGAGGUCAGGUCGUCAAAGAGCUUCCACAAUGGAGGUGCAGCAAGGUGGCAUACCAGUUGCAAUCCAGAGAGUGGCUAGUCAUCUUGAUCCAAAUCAACCCAUUCGACUUCAACCCAGCCCUGCAUACUACCCCCCACCGCCUGAAGGUGCGGCGGGCAGUGAGAAUCCAGGAAGUGCAAGGAGACGAGGGAGUAGGGCUGCCCAGCCCGGACAACCAGGACAAAGGAGCAACCGGGACUUCAUUCGGAACUUGGAGGAUCGUACACUUGAGGAGGGCUUCAUGGGACAAGCCCAAUGGCAUUGA
Molecule: messenger RNA, 2772 nt
Organism: Cadophora gregata
Lineage: Eukaryota; Fungi; Ascomycota; Leotiomycetes; Helotiales; Ploettnerulaceae
Gene: YAK1
Product: dual specificity protein kinase yak1
Exons: 5
Coding region: 1-2772 (923 amino acids)
Biological process (GO): peptidyl-threonine phosphorylation; peptidyl-serine phosphorylation
Cellular component (GO): nucleus; cytoplasm
Molecular function (GO): protein tyrosine kinase activity; protein serine/threonine kinase activity; ATP binding
Source: RefSeq, a predicted model, not a curated record